Messenger RNA from Columba livia (rock pigeon), 1672 nucleotides. RefSeq lists its product as uncharacterized. NCBI's taxonomy places the organism in Eukaryota, Metazoa, Chordata, Aves, Columbiformes, Columbidae. The coding region runs from base 540 to 1478 and encodes 312 amino acids. The transcript has 7 exons. The record is from RefSeq and is a predicted model, not a curated record.
AUCAAAAAUGAGAUGUUUUUAGAGACUUUAAGACCUUGCAGGAAUAGAACAGGGAAGCACUGUUUAUGUAAUAUAAAACAAUGUGGAUUUCUGCGUAGAUUUUGGAGCCUUCCUUCACAAAGUGCCCUUGGGGCAAAGGCGGCUGCUGGGCUGCCGUAGGCAAAGCAUGGGCAGCAGGUGCAGGGAGGUGGUCCUUCCCCUGGGCUGUGUCCUGCUCGGGGCUCCCCAGUGCAAGGCAGCCAUGGCCAUAGUGGAGAGAACCCCCAGGCCAGUGCCCCCCCAGGCCCCUCCCACUUUCCGUUGGGCUGGGACUGCUGGUCAGUUGGAGCCACCAGCCAGAAGAGACAGCAGGACGGAGCUGUGCUGGCACCCAGCAGCGCUGGCAGGAGGCAGGAUCUGGCCCCGCAGCGCUGCCCCGGCACCAACACCAGCACCAGCACCAGCACUGACACCAGCAUCAACACCCGCGCCGCGUCCUUGCUGUGGCCGUCUGCACCGCGUCCUUGUUGCACGGCCAGGGUCCUCCUGUCCCGGGCGGGAUGGGCCAGGCCAACUGCUGCUGUGGCUCCAGGGAGGCUCUCAGCGACACCGAGCCGGUGCUGAGCGCGGACGUGCGGCUGACCCGGGGCCGCAAGAGGAGCGAGAGGCGCCUUCUCCUCCUCCAGGAGGACCUUCUCAUUGCCAAAUUGCAACGUGGCAGCACCCUGCGCCCACAGCUCCGCCUGCCCCUGGACCAGCUGUGGGUGCUGAGCGGUGGGAAAAAGGUGGUGCGGGUGGAAGAAGAGGAGGAAGAUGAGGACAGUGAUGAGGAUGGGAGCUGCCUCAUCUUCAUCUGGGACAGAGGCUCCUGCGUUGCCCAUUUUGGCUCGCAGGCACUGAAGGAGCUGUGGAUGAGCGCACUGCUGGGAACAACUGAAGAAUCCAAGAGACCCCGUGUGACCCACCUACCAACAUUGAAGCUUGUGGAGAAGGAGCUAAACCACCGCCAUGCUGGGAGGACGUUCAACACCAGGAGCCUGCAGAGGCUGAUGGAGCGCCAGGCAAAGGCUGAUCCCAAGGAAGGGCCUCUGCCAGCCCCAUCUGGAAAUGGAGGAGAACUUCGUCACUUGGCAGGUGAGUUUUGUCAAGAAAGGCAGCCUCCAGCAAGUGGUGUGUCUGUGCUCACUUGGCCCUUGAGUGUCACCAUGCAGGAUGGUCAGCCCAAGGGAGGAUGUCAGCUGCAGAAGCAAGGACACCAACAUGCAGUGCCUGCUGGACGUGGUUCUGUGGGGACACGCAGCCUCUGGUGCUGCCCACAGCUUGGAGGAGGGCAGGGCCACGGCUGUCCCAGGCUGUCCCACUGGCUCUCAGGAUCCUCGAAACUGGAGACACCGAGCCAGAGCUGCGGCUCCAGCUGCCGCUCCCUGCCCGUCCUGCCGCAGCGCUCAGCUCAGCUCUGCAGGCAGGGCAGGCAGGGCAGGGCAGGCAGGCUCCAUUGAUGGGCUCUUGCUCUGUUUUCCUUUGCAGCAGGAGGCAGCAGCAGCAGCAGCAGGAGGAGGGGGCUGCCCUGGCCCUUUGCUCUGCGGCACAGCCGGGCCGCUGCCCAGGCGCCAGGGCAGGUGGUCUCCGGCUGCAGCAGGGCACUGUUUGGCCAGCCCCUUGCAGCCCUCUGUGGGGAGGAUGGCACACUGCC